Pseudophryne corroboree (corroboree frog) is the source of this 4820-nucleotide messenger RNA. Its product is annotated as zinc finger protein 271-like. The transcript is spliced from 8 exons. Gene Ontology annotation, molecular function: RNA polymerase II cis-regulatory region sequence-specific DNA binding; DNA-binding transcription factor activity, RNA polymerase II-specific. The record is from RefSeq and is a predicted model, not a curated record. Gene Ontology annotation, biological process: regulation of transcription by RNA polymerase II. The coding region runs from base 191 to 3187 and encodes 998 amino acids. NCBI's taxonomy places the organism in Eukaryota, Metazoa, Chordata, Amphibia, Anura, Myobatrachidae.
CCUUACUUCCGGUCACUGUACCUCCAUUCCACACACGUACAGGACUCGUUGUCCGUAGAGAUCAGGGUUACACAGUAGUGAAGAAGAGAUCCGGUGAGUGUGAGACACCGAGCAGCCACCACCCGUGUGUCAGGAGGACUGCGCAGGACCCAGAGCCCCAACACGGUGCCUCCACCUCACUCACUGACACAUGAGACACAUUGACCAGAAGAUCCUGGAACUCCCUAAAAAGAUCAUUCAGCUGCUGACUGGAGAGGAGGAGGAGUAUAUAGAGGAACACAGGGGUCUGUACAAGGACGUGAUGAUGGAGAAUCACCGGCCCCUCACAUCACUGGAUGGGCCAAGUAACAGAGAUACCCCAGAGAGAUGUCCCCGUCCUCUGUAUUCCCAGGAUUGUACAGAGGAGAAUCACAGGAUCCCACAGGAGGAUCAGGAGGGGGAGUUUAUAGAGGAACACAGGGGUCUGUACAAGGACGUGAUGAUGGAGAAUCACCGGCCCCUCACAUCACUGGAUGGGCCCAGUAACAGAGAUACCCCAGAGAGAUGUCCCCGUCCUCUGUAUUCCCAGGAUUGUACAGAGGAGAAUCACAGGAUCCCACAGGAGGAUCAGGUAGAACGUGUGUCUGAUAUUAAAACAGAAAAUAUAGAGGGAGAAGAAGAGAAGUAUCUAACUGUUAUAAAGGCAGAAGAUAUAGAGGGAGAAGAUAUGUAUCUAACUGUUAUAAAGGUAGAAGAUACAGAGGAAGAAGAAGAGACGUAUGUGACUGAUAUGAAGGCAGAAGAUAUAGGGGGAGAAGAAGAGACGUAUAUGAAGGGUGAUAAGCAGUGUAAGGAGGAGGAGAUCCCUACAGAUAUCAGCACAGAUGGACACACAAGCAGGAAUAUCUCAGAAGGACAUCUAAUGUUAUCCCCGGAUUGUGACAUAAAAGAUAAUGACAGUAGACAGGAUUCUCCAGGAGAUAACCCCAUUACCACAAUUAUACAUCCAGCUCUAUCAGCUGAUCCCUCUGAUCCUGGGAAAUGUUCUCCUGAUCACUCUGAUAUUGGUGCAUCUGUUACAGCUCUGACAGUAGAUACAGUGUUUCCCUGUUCUAUAGAUGCCAAAUGUGUUACAGAGAAUACAAAGCUUAUUACCCAUCAGCCUGCUAAGGCAGGUGAGAAGCAAUUUCCAUGUUCUGAGUAUGGAAAAUGUUUUACAUACAAAUCAGGUCUUGUUACACAUCAGAGAAGGCACACAGGUGAGAAGCCAUUUUCAUGUUCUGAGUGCGGGAAAUGUUUUACCUGGAAAUCACAACUUGUUACACAUCUGCGAUGUCACACAGGUGAAAAUCCAUUUCCAUGUUCUGAGUGUGGGAAAUGUUUUACAUAUAAAUCACAACUUGUAAUACAUAAGAGAAUACAUACAGGUGAGAAACCAUAUUCCUGUUCUGAGUGUGGGAACUGUUUUACAUACAAAUCAACUCUUGAUGCACAUAAGAGAAGUCACACAGGUACAUCACCAUUUCCAUGUUCUGAGUGUGGGAAAUAUUUUGCACAGAAAUCACAACUUGCUAGACAUCAGAGAAGUCACACAGGUGAGAAGCCAUUUCCAUGUCCUGAGUGUGGUAAAUGUUUUGCACAAAAAUCAGAUCUGGUUAGUCAUAACAAAAGUCACACAGGUGAGAAUCCAAUUUCUUGCUCUGAGUGUGGGAAAUGUUUUGCCCGGAAAUCACAACUUGUUAUACAUCAGAGAAGUCACACAGGUGAGAAGCCAUUUCCAUGUCCUGAGUGUGGUAAAUGUUUUGCACAAAAAUCAGAUCUUGUUAGUCAUAACAGAAGUCACACAGGUGAGAAGCCAAUUCCUUGCUCUGAGUGUGGGAAAUGUUUUGCCCGGAAAUCACAACUUGUUAUACAUCACAGAAGUCACACAGGUGAGAAGCCAUUUUCUUGCUCUGAGUGUGGGAAAUGUUUUGGCCGGAAAUCAGAUAUUGUUAGACAUCAGCGAAGUCACACAGGUGCGAGGCCAUUUCCAUGUUCUGAGUGUGGAAAAUGUUUUGCACACAAAUCACAUCUUGUUAUUCAUCAGAGAAAUCACACAGGUGAGAAGCCUUUCUCUUGCUCUGAGUGCACGAAAAGUUAUACUCAGAAAUCAGAACUUGUUACACAUCAGAGAAGUCACACAGGUGAGAAGCCAUUUCCAUGUCCUGAGUGUGGGAAAUGUUUUUCACACAAAAAAGAUCUUUUUAUACAUGAGAAAAGUCACACAGGUGAGAAGCCAUUUUCUUGCUCUGAGUGUGGGAAAUGUUUUUCACUCAAAUCAGCUCUUGUUAUACAUCACAGAAGUCACACAGGUGAGAAGCCAUUUUCUUGCUCUGAGUGUGGGAAAUGUUUUAGACAGAAAUCACAUCUUGUUACACAUCAGCAAAGUCACACAGGUGAGAAUCAAUUUCCAUGCUCUGAGUGUGGGAAAGGUUUUGCACACAAAUCAGCUCUUGUUAUACAUCACAGAAGUCACACAGGUGAGAAGCCAUUUCCAUGUUCUGAGUGUGGGAAAUGUUUUGCACACAACUCAGCUCUUGUUAUACAUCACAGAAGUCACACAGGUGAGAAGCCAUUUCCAUGUUCUGAGUGUGGGAAAUGUUUUACACACAAAUCACAAUUUGUUACACACCAGAGAAGUCACACAGGUGAGAGCCCAUUUCCAUGCUCUGAGUGUGGGAAAGGUUUUGCAGACAAAUCAGCUCUUGUUGUACAUCAUAGAAGUCACACAGGUGAGAAGCCAUUUCCAUGUUCUGAGUGUGGGAAAUGUUUUGCACACAACUCAGCUCUUGUUAUACAUCACAGAAGUCACACAGGUGAGAAGCCAUUUCCAUGUUCUCAGUGUGGGAAAUGUUUUACACACAAAUCACAAUUUGUUACACACCAGAGAAGUCACACAGGUGAGAGCCCAUUUCCAUGCUCUGAGUGUGGGAAAGGUUUUGCAGACAAAUCAGCUCUUGUUGUACAUCAUAGAAGUCACACAGGUGAGAAGCCAUUUCCAUGUUCUGAGUGUGGGAAAUGUUUUGCACACAACUCAGCUCUUGUUAUACAUCACAGAAGUCACACAGGUGAGAAGCCAUUUCCAUGUUCUCAGUGUGGGAAAUGUUUUACACACAAAUCACAAUUUGUUACACACCAGAGAAGACACACAGGUAAGAAGCCAUUUUAAUCUUCUGGAGUAUACUCAUCAUUGCCAUGCGUUGUUCUUCAAGGUUCUUAUCCUAUCUUCUAUGCUUUUUGCAAUAUACAUGCUACUGCAUGGUGAAAUAAUCAGAUGUCAUGCCUUCAUCUACCACUGCUAUGCAGAUGAUCUGUCUUUUGCUCCAGAUACUGAGAACCCAGUACCAAUCCUAAAUGGUUGUCUAGCUGAGCUCCAGGUGUGGGUGAUGCCAGUUGGCUGUGACUCAGUCCUGGUGAAACAUGUCCUUAUGGUAGAAGCUCACCAACAAAGGGCAGGGCUACAGCUCAGCUUUGCAAACCAACCAGACUUACACUUGGGGGUUUAGAGUUACAAAAUGCUGAUCCUUUGCAGAAUCUUGGUGUCCUGGAUGGGUAAGUGACACUUAGACAUCAGGUAUCAGCCACAAUCAGAUCCUCAUCUGAGGAACAUAGCCAGACUCCAGCACUUAUUUCCCUCAGAAGAUCUACCUACAGUCAUACAUGUACUUGUAUCAUCACGCAGACUACUGCAAUGUCCUCUACCUAGGUCUCCCAGCAAAAGAAUUACAGAGCUUGUAGCUUGUAGAGAAUGCAGCAGCCAGGCUGUUACCUAACCAGCCCGUUCCUGCCACAUAACACCCAUUCUAUGCUCCCUUCACUGGCUGCCUGUAAAAUGGUGACUCAGGGCCUAAUUCAGGUUUGAUCGCAAUGUGUGAUCCAAACGGAAUUAUUGAGAAAAAGUUGCGGGCGCAUCCACUGCGCCCAUCCCGUGCAUGCAUCUGCAUUUUCUGCAGAGGGGACGCAGAAAAUGUGAUUGCCUGUCAGGCAGAGGCAGUCACGGGGGUGGGCGGGCAAUGUUCCAUUUUCAGGGAGGAGACGGAUCAGUGCGGGGGCAGUGUGGCGCGAACGGAGGGCAGAGGUGGACAAACGGGCAUGAUCACGGCUGUGUGACAUCACAUGCAGCCACCGUGAUCAAGAAGAAUGCAGCGGGCCUCCUGCGCAAGCAGCGGCAGCAGGAGGCUUCACUAAUUUCUACGAUAAAGCAGAAAUUGUGAGGCAAUCGCAAUUUCUGCUUCAUCAAGGGGGGAGGCGGUGGUCAGCAUGCUGGGUGGCCUUGCGAUGGGCGGCCCCUAGCAUGCUAGGAAAAGGAUUGCUAAUUAGCAGCAUCUGCUAUCCUUACUGAAUUUAGACCCACUAUUAAGUAAUCUUACUGAGUCCCAGCCUUGCAUGACCAUGAUACCAGAAGCAGCUGCUGCCUCCGUACUGCCUGGGUUUCUUCCAUCUGUUGAUGGACUGUUAGCAGUACCAUAAAUUCCCAAGCAGUGUUUAGAUGUCGGGGAGACAUGGUGGGUGGCAGUAGUGCAGUAGCGGGGGCUGCUGGAGGCAGUGUCUAAGUGGGUAAUAUUGUCCCCAAGCAGGGCUGAGGAGGGAGACAGGGCAGGGGGCAGUAGUAGGAGCUGCUGGAGGCAAUGUCUAUGUGGGUAAACGUCCCCAAGCAGGGCUGAGGAGGGAGACAGGGUGGGUGGCAGUAGUGGGAGCUGCUGGAGGCAAUGUCUAUGUGAGUAAACAUCUGCAAGUAGGGCUGAGGUGUCAGAGCGGGGAGACAGGGCAGGUGGCAGUAGUGGGGUAGACACGGGGUGGAU